AUGUCAGACAGCGAACCGCUUGACAGGAAACCCAAUGCUCCAGGAUGGGUCCCACCACGUGAAGGAUCCAAUUACAAUCCCUAUGACCCUCUAGAACAAAGACCUCCACAGGGAUAUCCUAGUGAGUUUAAAACACCAGGUAAGAAACCAACGUUUGGCUCUAUACCAAAAGAUGCUACUCAGUACCAGCAUAUGAAGGAAACAAUACAAAGGUUACAGUAUACACCUAGGCCCAAAAGUCAGCUAUACCCUGGUCAGUAUAAAGUGUUGAGACGAGUAAACAAUUAUUCAAGAUUUCAAAAAGGUGCUUUAAGUACUGGUAAAUUUUUGACUAUUGGUAUCGGAUUAUACUCAGUUUUCUUUUACAGGUGGAAUGAUGGUUAUGAUAAUGUUUUCAGUGAUUUUUAUAGGAUGAGAUUACGUAUAAAAUACAUAGUCAACGGUGGUUUAAGUGAACAAGAAUUAGAAGACUUGAAACCUAAACAGAGAGGAUUCGUCGAUAGACCAAAAGCUGUUGUCGCUGAAGGUGAAGACCCAAUCAAACCUAAGGAACUACCAAAGGAAAGUGAAUAUUUGAAAGAAAGACCAAGUGAUAGACAUUUAAUGGAGGCACAAAUGAUUGUUCAAGACCGGGAAGAACGUUUGAUGAGAGCACUUGAUAUAGCACAUGAACAGAUAUCUAAAGGAAAUAUUGAGUCAACUGCACCUAAGAAGAAAUUGUUUGGAAUCUUUUGA
This is a messenger RNA of Hansenula ciferrii, 735 nucleotides long. RefSeq lists its product as uncharacterized. The transcript has a single exon. The record is from RefSeq and is a predicted model, not a curated record. NCBI's taxonomy places the organism in Eukaryota, Fungi, Ascomycota, Saccharomycetes, Phaffomycetales, Wickerhamomycetaceae. The coding region runs from base 1 to 735 and encodes 244 amino acids.